CACACAAAUAUGUCUAGGCCUACUCGGCGGAGGACACGACCUGGUAAAAAAGCGAAAAAGAAAUUAAAUUCUUUACAGCACAAUUAUUUUUGUGGUACUUCCUGUUUAUCAAAAUGGCCGCGUUAUCAGAACCAUUGACUCUUGAAAAAGAUAUAAAUCGUGCUAUAGAAUUAUUGGAUAUUCUUCAGAAAGAUGGACAGUUUCCUGUGGCUAAACUUCAGGCACUGCAGAGGGUCCUACAAAGUGAUUUCUUACAUGCUGUAAGAGAAGUUUAUGAGAAUGUUUAUGACACUGUAGACAUAAGCGGCAGUGCUGACGUCAGGGCCAAUGCUACCGCUAAGGCAACUGUGGCUGCCUUUGCUGCUAGUGAGGGACAUGCUCACCCCAGAGUUGUCGAGCUUCCCAAGACAGAUGAAGGCCUAGGGUUCAAUGUCAUGGGUGGGAAAGAGCAGAACUCCCCCAUUUAUAUUUCCAGAAUUAUUCCAGGAGGCGUGGCUGACAGGCAUGGUGGAUUGAAGAGGGGUGAUCAACUAUUGUCAGUCAAUGGAGAGUCUGUGGAAGGAGAGUAUCAUGAGAAGGCUGUUGAACUUCUGAAAAUUGCUCAUGGAACUGUGAAACUAGUGGUGCGAUACACUCCUAGAGUGUUAGAUGAAAUGGAAGCACGCUUUGACAAACAGAGGGCAGCAAAUCGCAGACCUCCUCCUCAAUAAAAGCAUUUUUAUUGUACUAUCAGUGUAAUGUCUGAUAUAUUGUCAACUUGUAUAUUUCAUGCCUAAGUUUGUGUAUAUGUGAAAUGGUUGAGUUUUUUUUUUUAAUGUACCUCAGGUUUUUACUUAUGUUAGUGAUAAACAAAGAUUGCUUCUUAUUGUUACUUUUAUACAACUUUCUAUGAUUAUGUUUGGCUCGCCAAAUAAAAGCUUCUCUUAUGCUAUUUUGUUCAAUGUCAGAUUGUGGCCUCUACGUUGAACUAAGUUACUGAUCUGGUCAAAUAUUAGAGAUUGAAACAUUACUAAAGUGUCAAGAGCAUUUUGUCCAUCAAUUUUCGUGAAACUCUACCAAUACUAGAUCUAAUUAGAAAUAUUCAAAAUGCAGAUUGGAACACUAAUGAUAGAACAUUUUGUUUCCUACACUCAGGAACAAAUUUUUUUUUAUGUGUGAAGAUUUAAAGAUUUUAAUGAGUCUAGCUUUGACCUUUUAAAAUACUUCACUUGCAUAACAUGAGAUCUCCUUAGACUGCAGUAUCUUAGUAUUUUAUUUUAUUUUUUUUUUUUGAAAAUCAAAACGUAUUGAACUUAUACAUGGCAGGUUCUUGUGUCUUGGAUCAAUGCCCUCUGCAGUACUGUGUCACAUUUGUAUCCCUCAGAAAUACACGUGUCUAGGUCUGUUCCGUGUCUUUUUUUUUAAUCCUGUAUAUUAGAGGCAAGGGGUGGUGAGAUGAGUGUAUUUAUUUUUAUAUCAUUCCAUGGUUGUUGUUGGUUUUUUUUAUAACAUUGUAAUUUAUAUAUUAUUUUAUAUAAUAUUUUGCAUUUAUAGAAUUUCAUAUACAGUAAAGAAAAAAGGAAGUAGGUUUGUUCUCUCACUUAUAUUUGGUUAUUUACAUUGAUGGGCAAGGUGAAGUAUGCCUUGAUGGCUGACUUGUUCAUCCCUAUAAACAUGCUUUGAACUUUUACACUACAAGAACAAUGAGUCCUCAUCUCUGUCAUUCUGCAUAUACAUCAACUAAUUUCCUAUAUUUUUCUAAACUUAAGAAUUAAAGGUACAGUUUUCUAA
Molecule: messenger RNA, 1770 nt
Organism: Biomphalaria glabrata
Lineage: Eukaryota; Metazoa; Mollusca; Gastropoda; Planorbidae
Product: protein lin-7 homolog C-like
Exons: 6
Coding region: 114-710 (198 amino acids)
Biological process (GO): protein localization to basolateral plasma membrane; neurotransmitter secretion; maintenance of epithelial cell apical/basal polarity
Cellular component (GO): basolateral plasma membrane; synapse; cell-cell junction
Molecular function (GO): protein binding
Source: RefSeq, a predicted model, not a curated record